AGGCACUUGAAGGGGCAGCUUGCUUCCUAUCUUAUUGCAUUUUUAGCUUCUCCGUUUACCCUUGGAUUCCCUGUUUAUGUACGGAUAUACCAUUCAGCUGAUGAUAGCUUACAGUGAUCAGAAAUCCGAGAGCCGUCGCUCCGAUCCCGCUCUGGGUUUCCCUCGGGUCAUGUUCUACCGUCACCGGCGAUUGAGGUAAUCGUUCUUCCACUCGCCAACCAGAAGCAAGCAACAGCGAAGAAAAGUUUCUUGUUUUUUUGUUUGUGUUAUUGUAUAAUACUACAGUCUAUAAAUCCAAUUCGAUGCCGAAUUCAAAAAAUAACCGAAAGGAACAGGAGAAGAGCCGGCGGGGAAGGCUAUCUGAAAAGGCGUCGUCAUUUCACGGGAGAAUCCCGACGAUGGCACCGACAGAUCUGAGGCGGCCGAAGACGCAGCCUGAUCUACUUCAAGAGAAGGCUAUUUCCACCUCCUCCGAUGUGAGGCCGAAGUUGACGAAGCUGCUACUGAACGUGACUAUUCAAGACAGUCUCGGAGCCGUUCAGGUGGUGAUAUCGCCGGAAAACACUGUCAGAGACUUGAUAACUUCCGCCGUCAGGCAGUACUCCAAGGAAGGCCGUCGACCAAUCUUGCGGCCAACGGACGUUGCGCUUUUCAAUCUCCACUAUUCUCAAUUCAGCUUAGAAAGUUUGGAAAGAGAAGAGAAGCUGAUGGCGUUGGGAUCCAGAAAUUUCUUUUUGUGCACCAAAACGGCUGCGUUAAAGGACGGUGAGAAAAGAACGACGUCGUGCUCCAAUGAAGCUGAAAUUGUUACAAAGAGCUCGAUACCUUGGCUGAUAUUCAUGGAUUUCUUGUUGUAGAAGCAUUUUUUAUGGGAGUUGUAUUCUGUAAAAAAAACAAUAAUUUAAAAAUAGUUUAUAUUAAAAAGCAUGCAAUUUCGGGAAGUCUUGCAUGUAGGGGUCAUUUUAAAAUUGCUUGGGAAGGGAAGGGAGUGUUUCAUUAAUCAUAAAAUCUCUUUUAUUUAA
Molecule: messenger RNA, 1022 nt
Organism: Hibiscus syriacus
Lineage: Eukaryota; Viridiplantae; Streptophyta; Magnoliopsida; Malvales; Malvaceae
Exons: 2
Coding region: 303-857 (184 amino acids)
Source: RefSeq, a predicted model, not a curated record